Molecule: messenger RNA, 1553 nt
Organism: Xylona heveae TC161
Lineage: Eukaryota; Fungi; Ascomycota; Xylonomycetes; Xylonales; Xylonaceae
Exons: 3
Coding region: 151-1128 (325 amino acids)
Source: RefSeq, a predicted model, not a curated record
UAGCAUCAGGCCAAAUAGCCGCUUCCCCCAGUAGCUAUUUUCUCGGUGUUUACUGUUGCCUUGCGGCACUCUACUCCAUUUUACCAUUUCAAUAUAUCUCAAUCCUAUUGACAGCCAUCCAUCUCUUCUGAAGCCAUCCACGCGGCAAAUAUGGCUACUGACGCGGAAUGGCGAUGUUUCCCCGAAUUUGGUCCUCGAGAGCUCAAUUUUAAUGCAGUGCCACCAGGCGCCACACCUCCAAGAAGAUUCUGGACAUUUUGUUUGAAUUUUGCGCCAUCCGAGAAAAAGGGCGAAAUGAUAGUAUUUUCUGCCCAAUAUGGCAAUGGUGAUAUGACUCAUGAUCUUCACGAACGUGAGGACGAUUCACUUGAGCAGACCAAAAAGUUCUAUGGUGUAUUAGCCACAUUGGAGCCACCGUCUCAUCCAAAUUUCCAAAAAUACUUUGGAACAACUCCACAAGGGUGGGUUCGGCUUGAAAUGCCCGAGUGCAGAAUUAUCGAGUUCUUCCAGGCAAAUCCCAAGGCGAGGAUGCCGGCUGGUACCAUAGGUGCAGACAAACCAAAUUUUAUUUAUUAUCGGUGGGCGAUGCAGUUAUUGGCUGCAUUAUCUUUCCUGCAUAAGCACGAGUUUUUCCACACACAACUCUAUCUGGACAAGCUCUGGCUCCGCAGUGAUUUGAGUCUUGUUUUGUGUAAUUUGACCGAGGCUUCACGGCGGGGAAAUUGGGAUGGUUGCUAUUCUGACCCUCCAAUUUCAUGCGCCCUGCCGUCUGACUACCCAUACUGUUCAGAGGACCAGCCCGAAUCAUGGCAUACCCCAAAGCAUGAUCUAUUUGCUUUUGGAACAGUUUUAUAUCUAAUCCAAAUUGAGACGGUGCUUGAAAACCCAGAGGAUCCACUCACUCCAGAGCAAGAGGAGGUUGCUCUGAGUCUGCCCACGGGAGCCAUUACACGAAAAUGCUGGGAUCAGUUGUAUACAAACGCCGAGGAAGUAGUGGCUGAUCUUAGGGCUGUCAUUGAAGCCGAGGGUAUUGAGGUUAAUGAGCAGAACCAAGUCAUUACAAGUGAAGGGCUAGGAAAUCUCAUGGCCGAAUUCAACCCACCUCCUGUGAUGCCAGAUUACCGAUAGACAGGAUACAGUGAAGGAUCAAGAAUUGUGAUAGUUUAUCUCAAAUACUUGGAAGGCUUUACUGUGUUAAUUGGAGUCAGCUGUGAACAAGGACGAGGCAGCGCAAGGAUCGCUUGGCGGAUGGUCAGGAUAUGCUCUUCUACUAAGCUUGCUAGAUAUCCGAAUAGGAAAAGAGUUGAUCAAUUAGAUCAGCCAAGGAAAAUUUUUCUUGUUCGUUUAAACUAACACAUAUCUACAAUCCUCUCAUUCCGUGCAUGGUGUUUCCAGACAGAAAUAGUUACGAAUAUCCUUCCACGGCUUCCACCGUCUUAGGUACCGCCCAUUCCAAUAUCUGGUAGAUCCAAUGAAAACUCCGAUUGGACCUCUGGAAAUGUCUCAGUUGGGAGAUUGUCACACGUGAAAGUAAGUCGCAGCUUUUUGGCCUC